AGGGCUUCUGCUGGCAGCGUGACCACGAUGGGACCAUGCCCUUGUCCCCACUGCAUGGCCCCAGGGAGGGGGGCACAGCAGGAGCUGGCGUUUGGGCUGAAAUCCGUGGGGAGGGGGAACAUCAGGAAACAUCUCAGCCCCAGGGAGGGUCCCGCACCUCGUUGGAGCCAGUUACACCUGUACUAACGAAGCAGGUGACACCACAGAGCUGCUUCCCUCUAAUUAGUGGGGUUGGCUCGGGGAGCCUGCAAGCAGAGGUGCUGUGCUGAGCCAGGAUCUGGCCGUGGGGAGCCUUCUGCAGCAGGACCCGGAUGGCCUGUGGAUAAAGCAGCUCGCGGCCCGCUUGCAGCCUGAAUAACCCGUGGGGAUGCUCGAGUGGCGAGUGGGCUGCCUCCAAGCCUCCGGGACCCGAGGCUGACUCGAAGCCAGCAUGUCGAACCCCCCGGCCCCCGCUCGGUGAGCAAUGCCUGGAGCUGCCCACCCUGCCUCUCGCCUUGCUUCUUUCUCCCGGUGAGACCGGGACGAGGAUGCUGCAGAAAGCCAGCCUGGAGCUGAAGCCCAGAGGUGUUUUGCAGUGAGACGAGGCACGUAAGAGCCUGAUAAGCAUCCCCCAGCUCCCCAAAUCUCAGCACUCAGCGAGUGUCGAGGUCCUGGCCUGCAGGCUGGUGACGCAGGCUGCCAUGGAAGAGAGCACGUUCAGCGUGCAGCAGAUACAGCCCAACGUCAUCUCGGUGAGGCUCUUCAAGCGCAAGGUGGGGGGCCUGGGCUUCCUGGUGAAGGAGCGCGUCAGCAAGCCGCCCGUCAUCGUCUCCGACCUGAUCCGGGGAGGGGCCGCCGAGCAGAGCGGCCUCAUCCAGGCCGGGGACAUCAUUUUAGCUGUCAAUGGCAGGCCCCUGGUGGACAUGAGCUAUGAGGCCGCGCUGGAGAUACUGAGAAGCAUCGCCUCCGAGACCUACGUGGUCCUCAUCCUGCGGGGCCCCGAGGGCUUCACCACUCACCUGGAGACCACUUUUGCCGGCGACGGGACGCCGAAAACCAUCCGCAUCACCAGACCCCUGUGCCCGACGCCGAAGGGGGUCGACCUGUCCAACCCAAAUCUCCAGGGCAAGGAGCAGCCGCUGCCGGCAGCCGCCCGCACCAUGGGCUCCCUGUGGGCCCGGGAGACGGGGCGAGAGGAGCCGAUGGUCCACGUGAACGGCAUCGUUCCCAGCCCCAAGGGACAGGACGGUGGCAAGGGGAAGGACAGUGCCUGCAGCCACCUGUGCCUCAAUGGCGGCGUGGAAGACAACGAGCUGCUCAAAGAGAUCGAGCCCGUCCUGGAUCUCCUGAAGAGCAGCAGUAAGGACGGCGAUGGAGAUGCACCCUGCAAGGUAGAGACAAGAGAUAUAGAAGUCCAGGUAGACUGUUUCAGGGAAGGGGAAAACAAGCUGCAGAAAGCCUUGCCGGCUCAGAUGGAGAACGACCGUGUCUUGGGUGACCUCUGGGGGAAGAGCAACGUGCCCAUGGUCCUCAACAACCCCUACUCUGAAGCGGAGCAGCCGCCGCCGUCGGGGCGACAGUCCCCGACCAAGAACACGGUGAACGGGAGCCCUUCCAAAUGCCCGCGGUUCGUCAAAAUCAAGAACUGGGAGACGGGCGCCGUGCUUCACGACACUCUGCACCUCAAGACGGCGAUGGCCACUGCGUGCACAGAGCAGAUCUGCAUGGGCUCGGUAAUGACCCCAAGCCAGCACAUCCGCAAGUCAGAAGAUACCAGAACGAAAGAGGAGGUGCUCCUCUUGGCUAAGGACUUCAUUGACCAGUACUACUCCUCCAUAAAGAGGUCUGGCUCCAAGGCCCAUAUGGAAAGGCUGGAGGAGGUGACCAAGGAGAUUGAAGCCACCGACACCUACCAGCUGCGGGACACGGAGCUGAUCUACGGAGCGAAGCACGCCUGGCGGAACGCAGCCCGCUGCGUGGGCAGGAUUCAGUGGUCCAAGCUGCAGGUGUUUGAUGCCCGAGACUGCACCACAGCCCAUGGGAUGUUCAAUUACAUCUGCAACCACAUCAAAUACGCCACCAACAAAGGGAACCUCAGAUCUGCCAUCACCAUCUUCCCGCAGCGGACAGACAGCAAGCACGACUUCCGCAUCUGGAACGCCCAGCUCAUCCGCUAUGCCGGCUACAAGCAGCCCGACGGCUCCAUCCUUGGAGACCCUGCCAAUGUGGAGCUGACGGAGAUCUGCAUCCAGCAAGGGUGGAAGGCACCGUACGGGCGCUUUGACAUCCUGCCCCUGCUCCUCCAAGCCAACGGCAAUGACCCCGAGCUCUUUGAAAUCCCCCCCGAGCUCGUGCUGGAAGUGCCCAUCCGGCAUCCCAAGUUCGAAUGGUUUAAGGAGCUGGGCCUGAAGUGGUAUGGUUUGCCAGCCGUGUCCAACAUGCUCCUCGAGAUCGGCGGCUUGGAGUUCUCCGCCUGCCCUUUCAGCGGCUGGUACAUGGGCACAGAGAUCGGGGUCCGGGACUACUGUGACAACUCUCGCUACAACAUUCUGGAGCAAGUGGCCAAGAAAAUGAAUCUGGAUAUGAGGAAAACCUCCUCGCUGUGGAAGGACCAAGCCCUGGUGGAGAUCAACAUCGCCGUGCUGUACAGCUUCCAGAGCGACAAGGUGACCAUCGUGGAUCACCACUCGGCCACCGAGUCCUUCAUCAAGCACAUGGAGAAUGAGUACCGGUGCCGCGGGGGCUGCCCUGCCGACUGGGUGUGGAUCGUCCCGCCAAUGUCGGGCAGCAUCACCCCAGUCUUCCAUCAGGAGAUGCUCAACUACCGCCUCACCCCCUCCUUCGAGUACCAGCCAGACCCCUGGAACACCCACGUCUGGAAAGGGGUCAACGGGACCCCCACCAAGAAGAGGGCCAUUGGCUUUAAGAAGUUAGCCAAAGCUGUGAAGUUCUCAGCCAAGCUGAUGGGACAGGCCAUGGCCAAGAGGGUCAAAGCCACCAUCCUGUAUGCCACGGAAACAGGGAAGUCACAGGUCUACGCUAAAACCCUGUGCGAAAUCUUCAAGCACGCUUUCGAUGCCAAGGUGAUGUCCAUGGACGAGUACGACAUCGUGCACCUGGAGCACGAAACCAUGGUCCUGGUGGUCACCAGCACCUUUGGCAAUGGAGACCCACCUGAGAACGGGGAGAAAUUUGGUUGUGCGCUUAUGGAGAUGAAGAACCCCAACUCCAACCUGGAGGAAAGGAAGAGCUACAAGGUCCGUUUCAACAGCGUCUCCUCCUACUCGGAUGCACGGAAAUCCUCGAGCGACGGCCCUGACUCCAGGGACAACUUCGAAAGCACGGGGCCCCUGGCUAAUGUCAGGUUCUCCGUCUUCGGGCUGGGCUCGCGCGCUUACCCCCACUUCUGCGCCUUUGCCCGGGCGGUGGACACCCUCCUGGAGGAGCUGGGCGGGGAGCGCAUCCUCCGCAUGGGAGAAGGGGACGAGCUUUGCGGCCAGGAGGAGUCCUUCAGGACCUGGGCCAAGAAGGUCUUCAAGGCAGCGUGCGAUGUCUUCUGCGUGGGGGACGACGUGAACAUCGAGAAGGCCAACAACUCCCUCAUCAGCAACGACCGGAGCUGGAAGAGGAGCAAAUUUCGCUUGACCUACGUGGCCGAGGCACCGGAGCUCACACAAGGGCUGUACAGCAUCCACAAAAAACGCGUCUACGCAGCCCGGCUGAUCACACGCCAGAACCUGCAGAGCCCCAAGUCCAGUCGCUCGACCAUUUUCCUGCGCCUCCAUACCAACGGGCACCAGGAGCUGCAGUACCUGCCCGGGGACCACCUGGGCGUCUUUCCAGGGAACCACGAAGGUUUGGUCAAUGCCCUGAUCGACAGGCUUGAAGAUGCUCCCCCGGCCAACCAGCUGGUGAAGGUGGAGCUCCUGGAGGAGAGGAACACAGCUCUGGGUGUCAUCAGUAACUGGACGGAUGAGAACCGAGUCCCACCGUGCACCAUCUUCCAGGCCUUUAAGUACUACCUGGACAUCACCACCCCUCCCACCCCCCUGCUGCUGCAGCAGUUUGCUUUGUUGGCCACCAGUGACAAGGAGAAGAAACGUCUGCAGGUCCUCAGCAAGGGCUUGCAGGAGUACGAGGAGUGGAAGUGGUCCAAGAACCCCACCAUCGUGGAGGUGCUGGAGGAGUUCCCCUCGGUGCAGAUGCCCUCCACGCUGCUGCUCACGCAGCUCCCCCUGCUCCAGCCCCGCUACUACUCCAUCAGCUCCUCCCCGGAGAUGUACCCAGGCGAGGUGCACCUCACCGUGGCGGUGGUCUCGUACCGCACGAGAGAUGGAGAAGGCCCGAUCCACCACGGAGUGUGCUCCUCUUGGCUCAAUCGGAUACAGACCGACGAAGUAGUGCCCUGCUUCGUGAGGGGGGCACCCAGCUUCCACCUGCCCCAGGACCCCCAGGUGCCCUGCAUCCUCAUCGGCCCCGGCACCGGCAUCGCCCCGUUCCGGAGCUUCUGGCAGCAGCGGCUUUUUGAAAUCCAGCACAAAGGCCUGAAGCCUUGUCCUAUGGUCCUGGUGUUUGGGUGCCGACAGUCCAGGAUCGACCACAUUUACAAAGAGGAGACGCUUUUUGCCAAAACCCAAGGUGUCUUCAGAGAGCUGUACACAGCCUACUCGCGGGAGCCGGACAAACCAAAGAAAUACGUGCAGGACGUGUUGCAGGAGCAGCUGGCCCAAAUGGUGUACAAAGCACUGAAGGAGCAGGGAGGCCACAUCUACGUCUGCGGGGACGUCACCAUGGCCGGGGACGUCCUCAAGACCGUUCAGCGCAUCGUGCGGCAGCAGGGCCAGCUGUCGGCGGAGGAGGCGGGCGCCUUCAUCAGCAAGCUGCGGGAUGACAGCCGGUACCACGAGGAUAUUUUUGGAGUCACCCUGCGCACGUACGAAGUGACUAACCGCCUUAGAUCCGAGUCUAUUGCAUUCAUUGAGGAGAGCAAAAAAGAUACGGAUGAGGUUUUCUGCUCCUAACCGGACCCUUCGCCCCAAGGGGAUGCCCAAGCAGUCCCAGCACCUGCUGCCCCCUCCCGCCGGAGGGCUCUGGGUUUUGUAUUUCAUGGACACGGUGGCUCCUUUUCCGCGGGGAACUGCCCAUGGAAAGCGCUCUGUCUCUCGUCCUGUUGUUGUGUCCUGAUGAUGAUGAUGAUGAUAAUUUUUAUUGCCUUUUCUUCCUCUUUCUCUUGCUCUCUCUCUCUUGUCCUGUGGCGGUUUCUUUUCACCCCCUUCCCUGGAUUUUCCCACUGAAGUAUGAUGGCUUUAUAAUCCGCAGUGGCUCUUAACAGAACUUCCCAUUUCCCCAUCCUCUCCUGAGGGCAUUUUGCAGCUGCAUGAAACCACCACCUUUGUGACCAUCUGCGUUUUAGUGUUUUGGGGGCAAGCAGAGGUGGCUGGGGCUGGGCGAUGGCUGGGUCUUGUUGCUUGACUGGAGCUGGGAUCAUUCCCGCAGCCCCACUUCCCCCAGCUUGGGCCUUGGCUGAAUCCUUGCAUUUUCUUUGCUUUUUUUCUUUUUGGACUUGUUCAGGCCUGGGCACACGCCCAAGGCUGGGGGCAGUCAUUGUGCCAUGUCCUCGUGCCUGUGGACUUUGUUCAUCCCCAAGCAGCCUGGGUGCAAAUGCGUCUGUGUUGAUCCAAAGGGUGUGACAUCUCCGAUUCACGUGUCAUGGUUCCUCCUAAACGCACCCCGUGCUACAUUUACCUCCUCCUCUGCUCCCCAUCAGUCUCUCCUUUUGCUCAAUCCCCACUUCUGCUGGCAUGAAAGCCCUCCCGCAGAGGAGCAAGCACUGAACACACAGGCCGAUGUCUGUGCUGGGGACAAACUCACAGCACUGACUGCUGCUUGGCCAGGCUGUCCUCCGAGAGGCUUUGCAGGAGAUGCGUGACCUGCUGGGGGGAGAGGUUCAGGGACCGGCUGCAUCCUAGAGCUUUGCACGCUGUGAACGCUUGAACCCUCUCCCAGGUGAGACUGGAAAGCCACCAGGCUGGGAGAGAAGCAGCUCCAACCCUGGGUGCAGGAGACACCUCCCGGUGAUGAAUCCUCUUGGGAAGGCAGCACUCGGAGGUCUACAGAGGUUCCCAUCUCCUGGUCCCGACCAAGGGCUCUUGAAAGCCUGGAGAGCAUCGGUCCCACCUUGGUGUAGUCUCACGAGCAGUUCUGGGACAGCAGACCUCAACCUCAUCUGUGGCUUCGGGAGCAGAAAGUGCCAGCAGGGAGCGACCUGCCUGCCAAAAGAAACACGCGGCACCUCGGUGGCAAAGCCGGUCCCCUCUUGCAGGCUCUGUCCCAGCGGCAUGAGCUGUCUCUGCCGGGAUGUCUCGUGUGAGAAGGGAGGUGAGAGCAGCUGCAAAGCUGCUGCGUGACUCUGGCCCCUGCCGUGCUCACACCUCAGCCCGGCUGCAAAAGCCUGGCCCCACGAGCGAUCUGUUAACACCGUCGCGGGGAGAUAUCAGUCCCCUUAGCAGAGGAAAGCUGUCUGCAAGGUAAAGCGCACGCGACCUUGUGCGUCCUUCCUCCCUCUCCUCCCUUCCUCCCCCUCAGGAAGGUUUGUCCUCCUUCACUGCAGGACGAGGGCAGUCCUGGUGGCAGGGCACGGCUGCAGCCCCUGUUGGAAGCAGGGACACGGGGCUGGAGGUUGGAGCUGAUGUCCCCCUCCCGACCCCCCUCCGCUGCGCUGUGCGCUGGCAUGCAGCAAAGCACCUGCACUGGUGACAGCAGAGGGUUUGUCCGGGAGCUGUGGCGGUGAGCUUUGCUGUCAGAGGGCAAGGAUUAGCUGCCCUAAGACGAAUCUGGAACAGAAAGAGCUGCAGGAGGUUUGCUGCUCCCCCAGCCUGUGGUGCAAGGUGUGCUGGCUCCCCUGGCAGCGCAGAUGUCACGCGCUCAGCCCUGUCUCCUCGUGCUGUCACCAUCUUCAUCAGCCUCAACUCCCUGGAUGCUCGGAGCAGCUCCAGCCCAGAGCUAAAGGCCACCAGGAGCUGGGGAAUUCAAGAUCGAGGUCUCAGUUUUGCUGCUCCCAGCAGAGCACUUGGCAGGGCACAAAACGCGAACGAAUGCUGCCACGGUGUGGCCGGAGCCGAGCUCGUAGAGCUGGCAGGGCUGGGUCUGCAGCGAGGUGCAAGGCUGGGUUUUUGUCACCCCCUGGGGACUCUUCCUGAUGGGGACACGAAAGCUGGACAGGAUGGGACAAAGGGCACUCCCUAGACCUCCUCUGGGGGUUGUGGCCCAGCCCCAGGGCAGGCAGCGGGGCAGAGCCGGGUCCCCUUGGUGCUGGGAUGUGUGAAUUCGGGCAGAGGUCCUGCUGCUGGGAGCCAAGUCCUUGGCCCUGUGUACGUACAGCAAGGCUGGCCCUAACCCCCAGCCCUGUGGCUGCAAAAACAGAACUAAAGACCAAAUUCAUGUCUCAUCCCUGCCUUUUGGGAAAAAUGAUUCUGGCUCUAGACGUCGUGCUCUGCUCCUCCUGUUAGUAGAAGCAGCAACGCAGCCUGAAAAAGAGUGAGUGCCCAAAGAAACGUCCUUGUCUUCGUCCUCUUUCUAGCUCAUCCUGCAUUGCUGGCAAUUAGGUUUUUCCUGUCCUGCCUUCUGCCUGUAUUGCUGUAACAUCUCACGUGGAAGUCCUAUUGCUGCUGCAGUCUGUGCCUGAGAUGAAUUGGCAUGCUCUUCCUGCGCCCCAAAGCCUGCCAUCCCCACCUCCCCGCUUCCACCCGAGAUGCCUGUGGAAACACAGGGAAGCACACGGCUGUGUGCCUUGCCUUCC
Molecule: messenger RNA, 7777 nt
Organism: Oxyura jamaicensis (ruddy duck)
Lineage: Eukaryota; Metazoa; Chordata; Aves; Anseriformes; Anatidae
Gene: NOS1
Product: nitric oxide synthase 1
Exons: 29
Coding region: 681-5000 (1439 amino acids)
Biological process (GO): nitric oxide biosynthetic process
Molecular function (GO): FMN binding; flavin adenine dinucleotide binding; heme binding
Source: RefSeq, a predicted model, not a curated record